This is a messenger RNA of Tetranychus urticae (two-spotted spider mite), 2444 nucleotides long. RefSeq names its product transport and Golgi organization protein 6. Gene Ontology annotation, biological process: protein secretion. The record is from RefSeq and is a predicted model, not a curated record. NCBI's taxonomy places the organism in Eukaryota, Metazoa, Arthropoda, Arachnida, Trombidiformes, Tetranychidae.
UUCUUUGUUUCUUAUCAGAGAAAGAAAAGUAAAGAAUUACUGUCGCCUUGCUGUCUACUACAUUUUACAAUACAAUUUGAUACUUUUUACAAAACUCUUGGUCUUUUACUCUUUGGUCGCAAGCCACCAGUCUUAAGCUGAAGCAGGGAAAGUGUUUUUGCUAGGAAAAUAGACUCUACGGACGUUUCGCCUGACUUACCAUUUCAAAUUGACACUUGUCAUGGAGGACAAUAAUCCUGAUCCGCACUUCAAUCUCAAAAGUAUUGAAGAAAGAUUGGAUCGUAUUGAAAAAGAAACAAGGCCGAAAAAAAUAGAAGGUAAUAUAAUUUUUAGACUCCUGUCGAUUUUUAAAAACAACAAAGAAAUGAAUGAUGAAGAUUUUAAGUCUGUUGCCGAAGACUUAUCAUACGUUUUAAUUCAAAAAAAUGGACUUUUGAAAUUUAUCCAAGCCACCCGAGUCGGCAGCUCAUCAGAAAUUGCAACAACUUUGCACCAACGUUUUCGUGGGUUAAGCUAUAUAAUUACUAACAUUCCUGCUAUUUAUUGUGAUCCAGAUGAUUUUUAUGGAAGUCUGUGUAAGCAAGUUAUUUUGAUAUUAUCAAAAGGUGAUGCUGACAAACAAACAUGGAAAUUAGCAACUUACAUAUUUAUCGCCCUUUAUGAGAAAAACCAAUCAUUUGGUAAAGCCAAACUCAUAAAACCCCUAACGGAUGCAAUUUGUUGUAAAGAAAGCUAUUUAACGCUGACCCAAAGCAUUAUUUGUAUCCAUCGGCUUAUCCUGAGCGAUUUUGAUAAAAAUCAAUUCAUUCCUGUUUUCCCAAACAUAUUAGCUAUCUAUACAACUUUAUGUGAAAUCGUGUCUCCGAUUAAAAGUGCCGCUAAAGAAAUUGCCAUCGAUAUCCUUAAAUAUGUGGAUCAUUCUAAAUACAUAUUGGAUGCCUCUUUAUACAAUCUACAAAUUUCAAGUAAUUUAUAUUCAACUGGAUUGAUAAAGUACGAAAACGAAGAAAUGCUAACUGUUAUUCCUAACAGCAACUUAAAUGAUGUAUCUAUGGAUGAUGACAUAGUUAUAGAUAAAAUAGUUACUGCAAUAUCAUUCAUUCUCGAUGAGUUGGGUGUUGAAUUUAAAUUUGACUUUUUUUUGAUUUUGUAUGAGAAAGGGUAUCUCCCGUAUUUCAAUACCUGUGUUUGCGCUUCAUUGGCGGCGCCAAUGCAAGAGCAAAUAUCAAGCUUCAUGAUAAAUCAAGUCAUUCAAUAUCUCACCAGCAAUCUUCGAAGGGUCACUUCGGAUAGCAAUGAUUCAAUUCAAUCUAUGAUGGAAACGAAGAAUAUGCAAGAAGAGAUACAAUUUAUGAAAGAGACUAAAAUAAUGGAUAUGGAAAACUCGUGGAUGUUGGUUCAACUUGUUUCGAUUCGCAUCGAUGUAAAAGAUAAGUUUCAGUUAACCGGCGAAGAAUUAUUAUUACUCAAAAUUUGCAAAGUUUAUUUGACAAAAGUGGUUACUUCUGAACUCUUAUCGAAUUCGCAGCGAUUGGACAUUCAAAGACUGAUCGGUGAAAUCAAUCAUCUACAUGAAACUACAAAACACUCAAAAAUUGACAACGAGGAUAAAUUCGCAGAAGCUGUAAACCGCCUCAAGAGUGAGUUUAUGCCACAAAGAGCCCAUGGUUUAGUAAUUCUUCGUAAUUUAAUUGAUGCACAGCAUCAAAGUAAAAUUUAUCACAAGUCUGAGCUGUUUACUCUCAUCAAAGCGUGUCUAAGUGAUCCAGAUUCUUACGUUUAUCUUGCCGCCGUUAACGCUCUAGCAUCUUUAGCAUUGGCACACACAGAGAGCUGUCUUCCUACUCUGGUUGAGGCUUAUCAUGACAGGGACAGAUCACUUAGAGAUAGGUUUUCAGCUGGUGAAUCUCUGGUCUGGGUCUGUAAAUACUUAGGUCAAUUAGCUCAUCAUUACCAUCGUCUAGUAGUAGACUGUUUUCUUACUGGAUUAAAAGAUGAAAACGAGUCCAUCAGGGUUUCAAGUCUUUCCAAUUUGGGUCAAUUUUGGUCUUUUCUGAAAAACGCUCUCAGUUAUUGCAUUAUCGAGAUAGUCUGUGUUGUUGAAUGUCUCCUCAAAACGGAUUCCAGUUUAGAUGUUAAAAGAGCUUGUCUUAUGUUUGUGUAUAUCAUGUUGAAUGGUAUUGAUAACCCCGAGGUUAUUCUUGAUCACCUCAAACAGAUCUAUCAUAUUAUUAAAGCAAUCGACUACAAAAGUCUUGGUGAUGAAAUCAUUCGAGUUCGCGCACAUCAGGUUUUAGAAGCCAUUGAUAAUUUAAUGAAAAAAUUAAUUACUGACACUAUCAGUCUGAAAGUAUCUGAUAUUCACCUGUAAUUACGUAAUACUUCUUGAUAUUUCAUAAUAAAUAUGAAUUUUCUAAAAGUAAACAAAUUUGAAUACAAAUUCA